Messenger RNA from Hemicordylus capensis (graceful crag lizard), 2304 nucleotides. RefSeq names its product ACD shelterin complex subunit and telomerase recruitment factor (gene ACD). NCBI's taxonomy places the organism in Eukaryota, Metazoa, Chordata, Lepidosauria, Squamata, Cordylidae. Gene Ontology annotation, molecular function: telomeric repeat DNA binding. Gene Ontology annotation, biological process: telomere maintenance via telomerase; telomere capping. Gene Ontology annotation, cellular component: chromosome, telomeric region; shelterin complex; telomerase holoenzyme complex. The coding region runs from base 116 to 2206 and encodes 696 amino acids. The transcript is spliced from 14 exons. The record is from RefSeq and is a predicted model, not a curated record.
CUAGAGAGGAUGCCGACAUCUUGCUGGGUCGGGCUCCCGGUCUAGAAAAGGCCUGAGCUGUCGUCGCUUCCUCUUCCUGCCUUGUCUCGCUGCUGCUUGGAAGCGGGGAGGCUGGAUGCCCGAGCUCCGCCCGUCGCCUCCGCCCUCCGGCCCUCCCAGGUCGGAUCCUGUCGUCGCACGGCUGGUGCAAGGAGGAGCCGGAGAGCAGCGGCGCGGGAAUGAGGCCUCCCCGCCAGCCGGAGAAGGCACCACCAGCUGGGAUCCAGCCGCCCCCAUGAACCACCAACCUCGGUACCGCCUGCGGGAGCGGAGGUCGCCCGGGGACCGGCGCUCCGAGAGUUUAGACAGUGAGGACAGCCAGACGAACAGGGAUGGGCCCUGCUACUUGGAGCCUUGGAUUGUGAAUCUUUUGCUGGAGUACAAAGAGUCUGAAGUCAGAGAAGAUGGGCAACUGGGACACAUCCUGAAGGUUUUGAAUGAUGCAAGAGCUCUACAUCAUGAUGGGGAGUGUCCAGCAGCUGUUCUGCGUGUGGCAGAUGGACGCUACUAUAUCCAAGUGGUUAUUACAGCCACAGCGGCUCGGAUGACAAAAAGCUCUCUACCACAAUCUGGAUUUUCUAGUACCCUUGGCCAGUUCAUCAUCCUGCAGAACUAUAGGGUGUGUUUUAAAGAAGCAGCUAAAGUGGACGACUGUGAAUUCUACCUUGUCCUUGAUCGUUUCCGUGUGAUGCCCAUGAAGAGGCAAGAAAUGAGGCAGCGGGAUUGCAAUCGGGAACCAUCAGUGCUUCAGAAGAUAAGGGAACUCUGGCAGAGAAGCUUUGCCCUGCAGCCCUCUUAUAACUCAGGAUCAUCUGUUUCUGAAGUACUGAGAGAGAUAAAGGAGGACCAACUCAGUACCUUGAAAGAAAAUGUUGAAGCUUGCCUCCACUUAUUGAAUUCCGAGCAGCUGGCUGAAUAUCCAGAUACCAAAUGGCAGGUGGAACGCAGGCAAGAUAAGAUGCGCCAAGACACCUUUACAGUCCCAGCCAAAUUUCUGGUCAUUGGUGCAGAAAAUGAGGCAGCACUUUGCAGGUCUUACCCACCAAAGCCUUCUGAAGCUGUUUGCAAUACUGGUGAAAUUAGUCAAGAAGAUGACCGUAGUACCAUAUCCUUUUUCAGUGCGGAAUCUGAAAGUCUAGAUGGCUCUUUGGAAAACCCUUGGGAUGUAUUUCCAGGAAUUAGUCUGACCUCCUCCAGCGAAACAUGUGACCUGGCAGUCAGUCUUCCUCACACACAGCAGAUGCUUUUGGCUCGUACUGCUGAGGAAGAGGAGGCUGUACACUCCAACAGCUGCACCCCAGAAGCCCUGGAGCCUUGCAAUAAUACCUUGCAGUGUAGUUCUGCCCAGGCUGAGCCAAUGGAGCUGGAAUCCCCAUCACUACUUCCGACUCACAGUAAAGAAUCUCUCAAGAAGCCUGGCAGUCAAGAAACUGAACCCGCUGCACGUCAAUCCAGUAAAACUCCAAAUAUUGAUGAGAGUCUUCCCUGUGGCCAGCCACUGAUGAAUUCACAUUCCCACAGCAGCAUGUGCCUCUUCUCAUCUGUCCAGCCCACCAUUAGGACUGACUGCUCUCUUGGGCCCUUAUUUGAAAAUGCAGAGGAAGAUGAUCUGGCCCAGUUGCAGAGGAAUAAAGCGAUGGCGAGAGGAACUGGGGAGAAAUCCUUGGACAGGGGCAGCAAAUGUGUAGCUAAAAGGAAAAGGACACCGGAUAGGGAGAAACCUGAGGAUAUGUUUAGGAGUCCAACCUGCGUUGGUCAGAAAGAUCUAAGGCAGCCUUCCACAUUAGUUUUUCCAGAAUCCAAUAAGCUAGAUAGGAAGCUGGUACCUCAGAAGCCUUCCUUCAAAUUUAUGAGCACCCCCAAGAAGAGCCGGAUACACGAUAUUCAAGUUCAAGCUCAUUGGAUAGCUACCCCAGCCAGAUGCUCAAAGAGACUCCUAGAAACUAGGACAAAGCAGGCAGCAGUAGGAGUUGCUACUAAAAGAUCUGCUGACUCAUCCGGUGGCUGGCAUGGAGAAGAGCAGCAGGAACGUGUGAGAGGAGCUGGUUCCCAUUUUACAUACAAACCACCAACACCGGAACUCUGCUCCCAAGUGCGCUCUGCAAGAAUCUCAAGAGCACUGCUGGGAUGGGCACGCUGGGUUUUCAACAAUGUGCAGAAGCAAUAAGUCUCAAGUCCCUUGUGCAUCUCAGGUUGGAUGUAUCUAAAUGUUUUUGCCUUGUAAGAAUGUUGUGAGUCUUCCAUAUUAAAACUAAUUUUUGAUGA